CUGCGCCGCUCCGCCGGGUAGCCGGCUGAGGCUGCGGCUCCCGCUCCGGCUCCUUCCGCGGCGGGCCGUGUGCCGCAGCCAUGUCCCGGAAGCAGGCGGCGAGGAGCCGGCCGGGCAGCGGCGGCCGCAGAGCCGAGGCGGAGCGCAAACGGGACGAGCGAGCGGCGCGCCGGGCGCUGGCCAAGGAGCGGCGGAACCGGCCCGAGGCGGGCGGCAGCAGCUGCGAGGAAGAGUUUGUGAGCUUCGCCAACCAGCUGCAGGCCCUGGGGCUGAAACUGCGGGAGGUGCCGGGGGACGGCAAUUGCCUAUUCAGAGCUCUGGGUGAUCAAUUGGAGGGUCAUUCUCGGAACCAUCUCAAACACCGACAGGAGACAGUUGACUACAUGAUAAGGCAGCGUGAAGAUUUUGAGCCCUUCGUGGAAGAUGAUGUUCCUUUUGAGAAGCAUGUGGCCAGUUUGGCAAAGCCUGGUACUUUUGCUGGCAAUGAUGCAAUUGUAGCCUUUGCAAGAAACCAUCAGUUGAAUGUGGUGAUCCAUCAGCUUAAUGCCCCUUUGUGGCAGAUUCGAGGUACAGACAAAAGCAGUGUGAGGGAGCUCCACAUCGCCUACCGGUAUGGGGAACACUACGACAGCGUCCGGAGGAUCAACGACAACUCAGAAGCGCCGGCACAUCUUCAGACGGAUUUCCAGAUGCUUCAUCAAGAUGGAGCAAAUAAAAAAGAAAAGAUCAAGACAAAAGGGGUUGACUUUGAAGAUGGCCCACGAGAUGAAGUGGAAGAUGCUGUCCAGAAAGUUGGCAAUGCGACUGGAUGCUCAGUUAGUAUCCUUCCCCAGCCAUGCCUCACAGCUGGAUGCUCAGAUUUUAACUUAAUAGUCCAGAACCUGGAAGCUGAAAAUUACAAUAUUGACUCUGCAAUAAUCGCCGUACUUCAGAUGAACCAGGGGGAAGGAGACAAUGCGGAGGAGAACCUUGAGCCCAGUGCCCAAGUGUCGAAGCAGUGUGACGCUUCACUGGAGGAGGCAGGCAGCAGCUCCAGGCUCAUGGAAGGCCGGAAGGAAAACGGUACAGCCCAGGCCAGACCUAGUGAAGAGAAAAGAGCAAAUAAAAGCCAGAUCCUAAAGGUCACAAACAGGCAGCGGAGGGAGCAGCAGCGGCUGGAGAAGAAGAGACGGCAGGAGGAGAGGCACCGGCACAAAGCCCUGGAGAGCAGGGACAGCCACAGGGACGCCGCCAGCAGGGGCGAAGCAGAUGCGAACACACAGGUCACCUUGGUGAAGACCUUUGCCGCCCUGAACAUCUGACUCUCGGGACCCAGAGGUGGAGGAUGAAUGCUGCGGCCCAGGCGGCCCAGCCAGGUGGCCUCUGACAGCGCCCACACAGAGCCCACAGGAGUCAGUGUCCUUCAAGCUGCCUCUUGUGUCUUGAGCUUUGUCAGUGUUUUGUUGGGUGACAGUAGGUGAAGCCAUCCGCCUUCUGGAACACAAACAAAGUACUGAGUCCUCGGUGGGUCAUGGGGCAGAGGUGGCUUUGGAGCGAGGCUUUAUUUGCCCUGCAGUUCAGAGCAUGGUGAUUCUAGGCUCUUCCUUGACGUGUGGCGUGGGUUUGCUGUAAUUAUUCUUGAAGUCGUUUAGCACAAUCAUUAGAAAUCCAGUGACAACUUCCUUUGUUUCUCUUAUUUUCAAGCAGGGAUGCACGUCUUGGUUUACCAGCUCAAGAGUGUGUUGAGAUAGGAUUUGCUUCUGAUCCAGGUUACUUGGACAUACCAGUGAUAGGAUGGGGCGGGUAGCUCACAGCAGUCAGGGAAAUCAACUACACCUUCCUUCUUCCUGUCUCUGGUAUCACCUCAGAGAGUGUGGCUGCCCUCCCCACUCCAGCCAUGUGGUGUGUGUCCCUGACUGUGGGUGAGCCAGGGUUUUGUGGGGAGCUCCACAGUGCAGCAGAGUUUGGGGUGCUUUUCUGGGCAGUUAGGAAAUGGUGUGGCCCUGUUUGUGGCAUACCUCUGAACUCUGAUGUGCAGGGCUGAGUCUAUGGCUGGGAGGUGGGAGGGGAUCUGAGGUUUUUCCUCGGAAGAAUCUAAAGACAGCUUCUAUGGGAGAAGUCUCCAGGAUGAAGUUUUCCAUGCUUGAAUUUUAAUAACUAUGUGGGGGUUUUUUGUUUUGUGUUUUUGUUUUGUUUUGUUUUGUUUUUGAUACGUUAGACUCAGAAAGAUGCCUACAGAGAAAUAGCUGGUCAUUUGAUCUUACAGGUUGCUAAAUUUUCUUAACAUGUGAAAAUGAAAUGAAAUCCCAUAGCAUAGCUGGGCAUGGUGGCUCAAGCCUGUCAUCCCAGCACUCGAGCCGAGGCAGGAUUGCUGCAAGUUUGAGGCUAGCCUGGGCUAUGUAGUGAGUUCCAGGCUAGCCAGGGUUAGAAUAAAAGGCCCCAUUUUACUCCCUACCUAAGGGAGAAAAAUCUUACAGCAUGUAUCCUGUAUUUGAUUAUUUGGGUUUUCAGUACUGGGGAAGUACUUGGUGGCUGAGGCUGCCUGUGGCGAAGCUAGAUUACAGGGAGGAGAGGGGAGAGGCCUGUGCUGCCUGCCAGAGGCCUGUGCAUGACUCCGCUCUGAAGCACCUUCAAGUAGGGAGAGGUGCUGUUCCCCAGGCUGUGUUGUAUGAACGUUUACUUUAAACUGUCAUGUGUCGGUGAACAAUCAGGACGAAAGUCUUUGCUUUCUGGGAGCCUGGUGUUCAGACUAACGCUGUAUGCUGGCUCAAGAGAGAAAUUACUUGUUGUCACUAGAGGCAAAAAGAAAACAUGAAGACACAGACACCACUGGGCAGCUUGCGAGUCCGUCCCGUUGUCUUACCAGCAGACUAUUUACUUCCUCAGUUUAAUGUUGUCCUUCAGUUUUCCAUUUGUUUGGCUUUGGGACUUUGUGUUUGGAACCCCAGAAGUCUCCUGGAAUCUCUCCCAGGAUGCUGUGUUACUUCCUGCGUACAGGACAUUGCAAUAGUGUGCAGAUUUACAGACUACAUGGCAUUUUUUUUUCCUCCUCAGCUGGAGACCCAGGCCUCAGUCCCAGAAAGGGAAGGUGGUGGCUGCCAUGCCCUAAGGGAUAGGAGCCAGGCUGGCUCUGGGAGCCAGUGUUCUCUGGGGACACCCAGGACGGGGUCUGGGUUGGCUGAACUCAUCUGAAUGAAUGCUCUCUGUUCCUGCUUUGUACUGCCUGAGUGCAGGAUGCCAGGGCCUCGCAGAAAGAUUAGCGUUGUUUACCAAACCCAGGGGUGGAAGUCAGAAGUAGCAGACCUGGGCUAGCAGGCUCAGUGGUAGAGACUUGCCCAGUGUGUGGGAAGCCCUGGGUUCCAUUCCCAGCACUUAAAAAGCCAGGCUGUGGCUAGCUCUCAGUAGCCCCCUUGGGUACUCAGGAGCUGCUGUUUACCUGGCUGGGGACGGCCUCUCUAGUGUCAGAGCUGCUGUGGGGCUUGUUAAAGAGUGCUUUUAUUUACAGACACCCAUUCAGUUCUGAGCUCCCCGCUUCGGGUGGCGGCUGUGCAGUCUUUCUGGAUCACAGUGGCAGUCUCUUCAAAGCACUUCCCUUUUGUCACUGUCCACAGCUUUCCAUUUUCAUUGGUGUUUCUUUAACGUGCUGGUUAUUGAAAGUGGGGUACCUGCACCCAGCUUCAGUGUGUUGUCCAGCUCAGGCUCUGAAUGUGACUUCACUGCCCCAGUCUCACUGAGUGAGAGGUGUGUGUGUGUGUGGGGGGGGGGGGGGGCUGUAGGCAUCACCACUUUAGUGGGCACCUGACAGUCACCUCAUGGGCAGCCAAACAGGCCCAGUACGGUGAGCUUCAGGGUGAUGACGGUUAACACUUCCUCGGUCCAGGUCCUCACAGGGAAACUGUUCUGGGAAGGGAACCUGCCAGCCUCAGGCUGUGUCUCGACUGCUACCUGAGAAUGUCAUGGUCCCUCCUUGUGGGGGCACAAAGGAAAGCCACAGUGCUUCAUGGCAGUUCACUGCCCUUAUAAACUCUGUGGAGGGGAAGUUCUCUAGAUUUUAAGAAUAAUUUUUUUAAGGUCAAAAUAGGAAAAAACAAAAAACAAAAAAAACAACAAACAAAAACCCAACUGAUGGCAACCUCUGCCCUGGAGGCGGAUGAAUUAAAACAACCCAGCCAGACUUCUAGACAGUGCAGCCCACUAGGAGAUUGUGCCAGGAAUGUAGGCUCAGUUGGGUUUUCAACAGAACAUCUACCUUCAGGGAGCAAAGUCUGCUCUGCUCGGGGACUGGCAGGAAGAAGAAUCUGAAAUGUCCACCAGGGUUGCCUGUAGUUUGUCCUGUGAGCUCUGAAAACACUUCAACCCCGUUUUGAUUGUGAAAGCGAAGUGGGCUGACCUUGCAGAGCAGCUGGAGUAGGGCUCAAUGGGUAGCCUUUCUGUAGGCACAUUACCCUGCUGCUUCCCUGGGGAACAGAGCAAGGGGAACUGCUGGGCCAGGGCUGGGACAGUGGCUCAGGUUCCCUGGUAGUGUCAGGUGGCCUGUGCCAGUGGACUGCACUCCGAGACGGCACUUCAUGUUCUGAGGAACUACUGUCUGCCUGGGUUUUACCAGGACAACACAGCACCCUUUUUUACCUCUGAAAUGUUCAGCUCAGACAUCCGGCUGGGUAGAGGAAACCAGGAUCCUCAGAGAGAGUGGACUCACCCUGAGCAGGGUGUGAGCAGAAAGGAGGAGCCUCCCAAGAGUUGUGGCCUUGGUGGCCUGUCUGGAGCCCCAUGUGGGCAUGCAGCUUCUCACCUCUGACCUCUAGGCCCAGGCCGGGUGCAGGGCUUCAGUCUUGUCCUUCCCUUCACCUGCUCUGUGCUUCCUUUCCCCUGAAGGUUGGGGGUUGCUUACGCCCAGCAUUGCCCCAGCAGUCCAAGAGGCACUUUUACAGGCGCAUGUCCCUUAUCCCCGCAGGUCUACCGUUUCCAAGGUCAUUGUUGAGUUGAAGAUAGAGCUGCGUAUUUAGAUUCUAAAAGUUGAGUGCUGGGCUCAGUUGAUUGUUCCUGCUGAAUGGAGGCAAUACCAUGCCUCUGUCCUAAGUGGGAGUGCGGGGAGUGAGGCUCAGGAGAGAGCUGUGUCCUGGGAUAGCCUGGCCCUCUGUCCCAGGUAAAGUUCUGACAGUUUCUUCAGCUGGUUCUUUCUAGAGUCUCACUCUUUGUUUUGUAUAGCUCAGUUGAAAUGUUGAUCUCCUCACGGUCACUGGAGACGGCUGAUAGCCGUGCAGAGGAUACUCUCCACAUAGCUGCACACUUGCACAGUGAGUUUAUGUAAGCAGGGCAUACCUGCGAUCCAGGGCUCCUUUUGCUCUGUCCUGGCACAGGAGGAGCCUUUGGGGUCUGGCUCAGAUCCUUCCUUGCACAUGAGCAUCCUGCAGGCCCCCCGUUCGACCACCACAGCAGUCAGUGAAAAUCAUCAGCCCUCUGCCUGUGGUUUGAGCUCUGACAGUCCUCUGUUGAAACCUGAGCCCUGCUGGUGUGGGGCUCUUUUAAGUCUUCCUAUUCUUGGGGUUCAUUUUCCAUGGUGGCUACCUUCCCAGCAUCCCUCACUAAGCACUAAGCUGGGAGAAGGGGAGACAAGGGCCUUGGGUUGGGCUCAACACCCACCACCCUGCUCUCUGUCCUGAGUGCUGGUGUUUGUCGGCCCCUCCAGAAAGAGGGCCAGUGUGUCUGCCUUCUCCUUUUUCUAAUUGCACUGUCUUUGUUCUAGCUUCAGUCUAGAGAUAUCGAAGCUCUUCUUGGGGUCAUGACCCAUAGGCUUAGUAAGUCUGCCUUAGCUAUGGAGCAUAGAGGUGAGAAAUAAUUGUUUUCUGGCGUCUGAAGCCCAUUUCCCCUAGGCUGUCUCUUUACACAGAUUGUGUUCAUCUGAAUCAUUUUAUAUUUUAUUUACCAAAGUACUGUACUUGGCUAUUUGCAGUGUUUUAAGAACCAAAUGUUUUUUGUGUUUUUGAUCUUCAACACUUGGUGCAAUAGAAGCCGCAAAGACGUGCCACUUUAUCUUUGAAAUGGAUUUUGUAUACCAAUAAAUUCUAGUUUAAAAGCAGA
Molecule: messenger RNA, 6060 nt
Organism: Peromyscus californicus insignis
Lineage: Eukaryota; Metazoa; Chordata; Mammalia; Rodentia; Cricetidae
Gene: Otud3
Product: OTU deubiquitinase 3
Exons: 8
Coding region: 81-1301 (406 amino acids)
Biological process (GO): protein deubiquitination
Molecular function (GO): cysteine-type deubiquitinase activity
Source: RefSeq, a predicted model, not a curated record